Molecule: messenger RNA, 486 nt
Organism: Chroicocephalus ridibundus (black-headed gull)
Lineage: Eukaryota; Metazoa; Chordata; Aves; Charadriiformes; Laridae
Gene: NMS
Product: neuromedin S
Source: RefSeq, a predicted model, not a curated record
AUGCCCCUGCCGCCGCCCGCCCUGCCCUGGCUGCUGGCCGCCUGCUGCCUCUGCGCCCUCCCGCGGGGCUCAGGGUUCCCCCAGCCUUUCUCGCGCUACAGGGACGGCGUGGACCUACCCAAAAGCCAGCAACUGGCGCUGUGCUUCAGUCAGUGGAUGGAACUGUCUAAUCAACCCCAGAUCUCCAGCACUGUUUUGGAUCUUUGUUAUUCCAUAUUCAACAGUAUGCAUACAAAUGAGGAAUCACAGAUUGCUGCUGCAAAGUUUACAAAGAAGGAUAGUCAUGGGGCUCUGGGACGGCCUUUUUUCCUUUUCAGGCCUCGAAACGGAAGAACUAUUGACGGCAGUGAGGGUGUAAAUUGUACUUGGAACACAAAAGCAGACUUCUCUCUUCUCCAAGUGACCUUCAGUCACCUAAUCCUACCGGAGAGCCCACUAACACAGAUCUCUGCAUGCAGGUGGAAGUCACCCUCGCAUCAGAAUUAG